GUUGGAGUCUUAUUGCUCCCGAUUGAUUGCCUUGCCCUCCCCCUCCUCUCCUCGCAUCUGUCCCUUCUCCCAAUUCAACUCCCUAGUAGCGCAAGUCCUAGCUCGCCCGACGCCCGCUCAGAUGGACGGCAGCAGCCUCAAGUCCGCGCAGCUCCUCGAGCAGAUGCGCCUGCACCUGGCCACCGACGCCGGCAAGGAGAUCACCAAGAAGGUCGGCCUCGUCUACCAGCUCAACAUCGCCCCCAAGAAGCUCGGCGUCGACGAGGAGAUCUUCGUGGUCGACCUCAAGAAGGGCGAGGUCACCAAAGGGCCUUACGAGGGAAAGCCUGAUGCUACUUUCUCCUUCACGGAUAACGAUUUCCUUGGAAUCGCCACAGGCAAGACGAACCCGCAGAUUGCGUUCAUCCGAGGAGCGAUUAAGAUCAAGGGGAGCAUAAGCGCGGCGCAGAAAUUCACCCCUGAUAUCUUCCCCAAGCCAGCGAAGCUGUAGAAAGUUAGAUUGUUUUAUUCGGUUGCGUUUGGAUAAUAAGAGUUGCAAGAUGCAACCACUGUGUACCUGAUUGGAUGAGUGGAAUACAUGAACACACGACCGUCUGAUGUUAUCAGUGGAAUUUGGGUAAUACCAUGGUUAAUUUGUCACUUAAA
Messenger RNA from Phragmites australis (common reed), 645 nucleotides. RefSeq names its product sterol carrier protein 2. The coding region runs from base 122 to 490 and encodes 122 amino acids. The transcript is spliced from 4 exons. Lineage: Eukaryota; Viridiplantae; Streptophyta; Magnoliopsida; Poales; Poaceae. The record is from RefSeq and is a predicted model, not a curated record. Gene Ontology annotation, cellular component: cytosol.